Messenger RNA from Corticium candelabrum, 1416 nucleotides. Its product is annotated as signal peptide peptidase-like 3. Lineage: Eukaryota; Metazoa; Porifera; Homoscleromorpha; Homosclerophorida; Plakinidae. Gene Ontology annotation, cellular component: lumenal side of endoplasmic reticulum membrane; cytoplasmic side of endoplasmic reticulum membrane; Golgi-associated vesicle membrane. Gene Ontology annotation, biological process: membrane protein proteolysis. The transcript is spliced from 12 exons. The record is from RefSeq and is a predicted model, not a curated record. The coding region runs from base 168 to 1286 and encodes 372 amino acids. Gene Ontology annotation, molecular function: aspartic endopeptidase activity, intramembrane cleaving.
CAACAGCCGAUCUCGUGCGUGGCUAGGGACUGAGUUAGAGUCGAACGAGGAUCAUCAUCACCGGUCGAAACUUCAUCUAGCGUAUCGUCGGAAGACGAGACAUCAAGCAGAAGGAGCCCCGUCGUCCUACCGUGCAAAGGAACCGUCGCGGCGUGAUCGCAGUCACAAUGACGCCGGAAUGGCUUUCCAUGUUGACAGACACAAGUCGACUUGCGAUCUUCGGCAGUGCCAUUUGUCUCGUUGUUCACGGCUCCAGGCAGUCUCUGAAGUUGGACGAAGAAGAGACGGUCGAUGAGAAUGGCACCGUGGUGACAAAUACGAGGCAGUCGAACCUUCAGAUUUUGGACUCUAAGCAGGCGUUGUUUUUGCCUGUUGGGGCGUCUGUUUCUCUUCUCAUGCUUUUCUAUUUCUUCGACUCGAUGCAGUUCUUCUUCACUGUCGUCAGUACAGUUAUUGCAGGGUUUUCAGUUGCAGCUUUUGUAUUGCCAUUUUUUCAAUAUAUUUUCAAGGACUGCCCUGCACAGCAAUGCCGUGGUAUUGCGUGUUGGAGUCGCUAUUGUGAAUGUUGUGGUCCCUUGUCACUAGCUGGCCUUGCUUCAGCAUUAGUUGCUACUAUUGUUGUUGUAACAUGGGUAUUAACAGCUCACUGGGCUCUCAUGGAUGCACUCGGGUAUGGUGUAUGUGUCUGUAUGAUAGCAUAUGUUCGUGUAUCAAGCUUGCGAGUGUCCACAGUGCUGCUUUGUGGUUUACUACUUUAUGAUGUAUUUUGGGUUUUCUUCUCUUCCGCAAUAUUUCACUCCAAUGUUAUGCUUGAUGUGGCCACCAAGGAAGCAGACAACCCGGUGUCCAUGCUUGCUAAUCGAAUGAACUUGAAACAUGUUGGAAUGUCAGCACCUCAACUGUCCCUGCCUGGGAAACUGAUGUUUCCCAGCACAAACGUGCAAGGCCAUUUUGCCAUGCUUGGCCUAGGAGACAUUGUCAUGCCAGGUUUACUUCUCUGCUUUGUUAUGCGGUUUGAUCAUCACAAGGCAAAAUAUUAUGAACCUAAGUCAACAGGAUUCAAGUACUAUUAUUUCACUAUUGCUCUUAUGGGCUAUGCCGUAGGUUUAUUAUUAGCUUCUAUGGUGUCGGAGCUGACUCACCAUGCCCAACCAGCUCUACUGUAUCUGGUGCCUUGUACUUUGAUUCCAGUUGUUAUCUUGGCACGAGUUCAGGGUGACUUACGACGCAUGUGGGUAGAGCCGUUUGCUGGUCUAGAGAAGCCCGCAGAUGUUCUAACAGUGUAAUAUGUAAUAUUAGAAAAUAAAUAAAUAAUAGAAUAACAACGAUGAUGUAGUAUACACACAACUAGAUGAUAAAGAGACACUUGUUUAGAAUAUUCCCUGGCGUACUAUUCGAUUGUGGCUUGUACAUUGA